This is a messenger RNA of Macrobrachium nipponense, 777 nucleotides long. RefSeq names its product proline-rich protein 2-like. Bases 1 to 777 code for a protein of 258 amino acids. The record is from RefSeq and is a predicted model, not a curated record. Lineage: Eukaryota; Metazoa; Arthropoda; Malacostraca; Decapoda; Palaemonidae. The transcript is spliced from 2 exons.
AUGGCCCGCCCGCCCUGGGGACCUCGGCGGGCCCCAGCGGCCCGGCCGCCCCGGGGACCUUCCUCGGCGGGCCCAGUGGCCCGGCCGCCCGGGGACCUCGGCGGGCCCAGUGGCCCGGCCGCCCCGGGGACCUCGGAGCGCCCAAGUGGCCCGGCCGCCCCGCGAGGACCUCGGCGGGCCGAGCUGGCCCGGCCGCCCCGGGACCUCGGACGGGCCGACUGGCCCGCCUGCCCCGGGACCUCGGCGAGCCCUGCCCGCCCCGGGACCUCGGCGGGCCGACUGGCCCGCCUGCCCCGGGGACCUCGGCGAGCGCCCGCCCGGGGACCUCGGCGGCCCAGUGGCCCUCCCGCCCCGGGGACCUCGGCGGGCCAACUGGCCCGCCCGCCCCAGGGACCUCGGCGGGCCGACUGGCCCGCCCGCACCGGAGACCUGGCGGCCGGGCCGACUGGCCCCGCCCGACCCGUCCUCGGUGGGCCCAGUGGCACGCCCGCCACGGGGACCUCGGCGGGCCCAGUGGCCUGCCCGCCCCGGGGACCUCGGCGGGUCCAGUGGCACCGCCCGCCCCACGGACCUCAGCGGGUCCAGUGGCCCGCCCGCGCCCCGACCUCGGCGGGCGACUCUGGCCCGCCCGCCCCGGGGACCCAGGCCCUAUCUGUGGCCUUUUUCAAGAGAUCUGUAGGUUGUCAGCCUGGGUCAAGGCCCAGCAGUCUUUGGCCAGAAUACUGCUGGGGCUUGAAAAAGGGCCACAGAGAGGGACUGAAAGUACUCGAGUUCUGA